Somion occarium is the source of this 1400-nucleotide messenger RNA. NCBI's taxonomy places the organism in Eukaryota, Fungi, Basidiomycota, Agaricomycetes, Polyporales, Cerrenaceae. The record is from the annotation of a GenBank genome assembly.
GCCGCUUGGUACCAUGAUUCCAACAAUUCCGCGCCUUUGGAAGCCACAGAAGGUUCACACUUUGGGGCCAUGGACCCUGUCAGUUCCAAGAGAUGGUUCUCUCGCUUGCGCUCAUUCCUCUUAAUUGUUCCGCUCUCACCGUUCACUUUCCGCUCAACCCUCCCCUCUCUCCUACUUCAACGUUCAUCGUUGUUUGCCCUGCAGACCAUCCCCCUUGCGUCCAACUUCUUGCUGGCAUCCCCACUGACACGCUUCUGAACGUUGUCUACGUCAAGCUAACCGUCAAACACCCGCCACACCGACGCUUCUAUUCCUACACGUCUAGCGCAAUGAAUCCCACAGAGCCAGCUGCAGAGACACGUUCCGAGAUGAUUGAACAGAUAUUCGCAAGAGUAGAAGAAGAAAGUGCGCGCCGCGCACAACAAGAAGCUGAACAAGAGGAAGCUUCAUCACAUCAGGAAGCAUACGAGGCGCAGGACAAUGUUCCCAGCCCUGUAGCAACUGUUGCUGCUAUUAAACAGCGGAGACGAGGGAGUGUCUCUGUCUCCAGGUUCGGUCAGCCCACGGAAUUUUCGCCAGAACCUAUAGUGGCAACCUCGACUUCUCCAUCGACGCGGCCUUCACGGUCAUCGUCCAUCGUGAUCCAAAAGGCGACUUUCUACUCCGUACAGCCACACCAUCAUGGAAGCGCGGAUUCGCUAGCGUCCGAGACCGCCGAUGAUCCAGCAAAGCUCAUCGAAGAUGUGCACCAUUCGACACAGAUGGCGACCAUAGCGGGCCGCCAAUCAUUGUCGAAAGCAAUCACACGCCGACUGUCACGCGCACGUACGCGCUCGAAAGAUGUACUGGUCACCGCCGGUAACAAUGUUGACGUCGUGAUCGACGUCGCAGUGACCGAAGCCACUGUCGAGGUUCGCCAUUCGGCGGACGAAGUCGAGAUGUAUGAACGGCCGCAGAGCAGUGCGGCGGUGUAUAGCGGAAGCGGGACGACGUUGAAAAGCCCGAGGUCGAACCCUGGGUUGAGAAGUCCGGAGAAGGCGAGUUGGAUGGCCAAGUGCCGUGAUUUGACGACGAGGUGGAAACGCAGGAGUGUGGUUGCACACUCGUGAUGGUUAGUGAGGCCUUGCAAUCCUCUGAUAGACGUUUUCUGGGCUGCUGCUGGUUUUGUUUUGGGUUUCUCGCGUCAUUCAUUGUCGUCGUCGUUGCUUGGAUUCUCGUUGCAUUCUUCUUCUUCCUCCUCGAUUUUCUCCUGCUCUCAUGCAAUUGUAUUACCUAGCCGUGGCUUCUUUCUGACUCUGUCCUCGCGUUCGCUUGCUUUGCCCUGUUGCUCCGUUGCUGUACCGUGUAUGCAUUACCCCCGACUCCUACACUAUGACUGAAUACUAUGGAUUUCUAUGCUG